GCGGAGGAAGGAGGUGAUGGUGAUGGAGGGAGGAGGAGGAAGAGGAGGGCUGAUGUGUGCUGAUCAGCAGCAGCAGGUCUGAUGAUGAUGGUGAUGAUGAUGAUGAUGAUGAUGAUGAUGCUGUGAGUCAGAGAGCGGAGGGUUCAGGAUGCUCACAGCCGCUCCGGAGUAGACAAACCCCGCACACGGACAGAGCGAGGAGCCGCCGGAGGAGACACGCACACAGGUCAGCUAUCCAGAGCAGCGGGUGGACUCCAACUCCUACAAUGCCGGAGCAGAGUAACGACUACCGGGUGGUGGUGUUUGGAGCUGGUGGGGUGGGAAAGAGCUCACUGGUCCUUCGGUUUGUCAAAGGUACCUUCAGAGACACCUACAUCCCCACGGUGGAGGACACAUACAGACAGGUGAUCAGCUGUGAUAAGAGUGUCUGCACACUGCAGAUCACUGACACAACAGGAAGUCACCAGUUUCCCGCCAUGCAGCGUCUUUCCAUCUCCAAGGGCCACGCCUUCAUCCUGGUCUUCUCCAUCACCAGCCGCCAGUCACUGGAGGAGCUCAAACCCAUUUACCAACAGGUCCUGGCUAUCAAGGGCACCGUGGAAUCCAUUCCCAUCAUGCUCGUGGGCAACAAAAGUGAUGAGACGGCCCAGCGUGAGGUGGAGACAAAGGAGGCCGAGGCUCAGGCUGCCGCCUGGAAGUGUGCCUUCAUGGAGACAUCGGCCAAGACGAACUCCAACGUGAAGGAACUGUUCCAGGAGCUGCUGUCCCUGGAGAAGAAGAGGGACAUGAGCCUGAGCAUCGACGGCAAGCGCUCGGGCAAACAGAAACGCGCCGACAAGCUGAAGGGGAAGUGCAGCAUUAUGUAGAGCGAGCGGCGGGGGACUCGCUGUAGAGAUGUGGAAACAGCAGAGGAGGCAGGAGGGGGGAGGGAAAGAGACUCCCCCUCCCAUCUUUCCCCAGCUCUGCAUCACAGAGGAUGGGUCUUCUUCUUUGGUGGCUCUCGUCCUCCGUCUGUCUGAACACUGAAGCCCAGAGGAACAAAACGACAAGACCGACCAAUAAUGUAAACUUUAUUUAUACCAGGGCCUCGGGCUCCUCCUAGCCCUGAACUGGAUCGUAUUCGUGGCCCCAAAAAAACAUAUACAGACCCAUCUAACUGCUGCCACCAUUAACCAUCACACAAAUGUUAUUAUCAAGGAAUACUCCACUGAUUCUCCUGUGAAAGGUAGAGCUGAUUUUUGGCCGAGCCAUGAAGGCAUCUUGUACUUACAGAAGCAAAGAAAAAGAGUAAAUUUUUCUGUUCAGAUUUGAGCCCUGUUUGUUUCAGCACUUCCUACAAUACCCAAGAUUCAUAGCAAACUCUGAAAGGAAGUUAAAGUUUUUCCCAGGUCUGACGGACUCAAACUCAGCCAGUGCCCGAGUCUUUAAAGGAAAACUUUGCUGUUUUUCAACCAGCUCUGUGUUCUUGCAUUGUGUGCAGAUAAACUGCUUCCCUCCUCGCAACAAGGACCCAAAAAUCCCCGCCGAGCCGCUGGCACAAGUCUGUUAGCCAAAACCUUUGGUCAGCGAUGAGUUUCCAAGGAGGGGAAGUUUCACCACAUGUUGGUUGUGUGUGUCAAACAGAUACAAUAUGGCUGAAAAACAGUGAAGUAUUCCUCGAUCUAAUAAGAGUGACAUUUCCAUUAUGACUCUGUUCUUGGUGGUUGUAACCACAAAUAACAGGAUGUUUCCUGCCGUCAUUAGAGGAACGUCUACGUCCAAGCUAACGGCCUUUACCCUCCACAUGAACACAGUACAGGUGGUCUAAUGAGAAAACAGCAGACACUCUUUAAACAUCAGGAAACUCCUGAAGGCUUCGGUGAUUUCCACAAGCACAAGCUGACCUUUCACUCUGUGUUCAUCUCUGUCAGACUCACUGUCACACAGCAUCCGUUAGCAUGACCGAGUAGCUGCUGAUGGAGCAGCUGAGCGAACUGUGCAUAUGGUUUAAAGGAACAGUACAACACUUUGACAAUCAGCUCCAGAGUCAGCUGUUUCAGCUGCCGUAUCAUUUUAUCUCUGUGUGUCCAGGACACAACAACUUAGCUUAGCUCCAUCAAAACAAACAAAAAAAUUCACUGGAAAAAAAAACUUACACAAUGUCAUUAAAGCCAUCCCUGAAUUUUCGCCUGAAUUAAUAUUGAAAAGGCCUUUUUAAAAAAGGUAUACAUUUAUGACAGGCUCUUGUAUAUCAGUAAAGGCCUCUGCUGGGGAACCAGACAGAUCUGCAUGAUCAUCUUUUAUUUUCUCUGGAACAUACAUCUGGUGUGUGGUUGCAAAGCUGACACUGACACAGCAGGCACCACCAGGAGUGGAGUCUGCGGCUUAAUUUGACUCAACUCGGGAACCCUCAGCCAGCUCUGACACGGAAGGAUUGACAGAUUGAUAGCUCUGUGUGGACUCUGUGGGUGGUGGUGCAUGGCCGUCAUUAGUUGGUGGAGCGAUUCGUCUGCCUCAUUCCAAUACUGAACGAGACUGUGACAUGCUGUCUUAUGCAGCCGGCGUUCAACUUCUUAGAGGGACAAGUGGCGUUCAACCACACCAGACUGAGCACUAACAGGUCUGUGACGCCCUGAGAUGGCUGAGGCUGCACGGGCGCCACACUGAGUGGUCUACCCUUCCUCGCGAGGCGCAGGUACCUGCUGAACCCCACUGUAAUGUGUUUCUAGGUGUUGGAGUUGUACUGCAUUUGUUUCAAGUCAGUAUGAAGCCUUUAGUGUCUCCACAGAGAGCUGUGUGAAGUCUGAUAAAAUCCUCAGGUGAUGUCACUCGAGUCAGUGUUGGUUAAAGACUAGAGCUGUGGCGUUAGAAAGAAGUGAUCUUACCAGACGUCUAAACUCUGCUGCAGGAUACUUUAGCUGCUACUAGCAUAACACACCACUAUCCACCACACAGCUAUCAGAGGAAGAGUUGCAUUAUGGGUAAUGUAGGCAGUGCCUUGUCAUCUGUCCAGCGGCCCAUUAGGAAAACCUCAAUAAGCCUGGUACCAAACAAACACCCAUUACUCCUAAACGACACUCCCCCUGCAGGUAGACAGAGUUAUGAGCUGCAGUCCUCGUAAUGUUUCUCUUGCCCCCGGUCGAUUGGGAGCAUCUGUGUGUACGACUGUCGGCACUGCAGAUGUGCUCAAACAUGCUGCUCCUCAGCUGUGACACAAGUUCUCUCAUCAGUUGUCAGAAGCUUCGGUUCAGUUCUGCAGCACAAAGCUUUCUCUUUUCCAUGCAGGUCAGACUCGGAGCUGUCGGCCGAGUUUUUCUUUCUUUUGAUGGAGCUAGGUCAGUUCAGGACUCCACCAGCAAACUGGAUCACAGAGGUGGUGAUUGCUGCACUCCAUGACCUUUGCUGAUGUGGUGCCACUGCUGGUGUUCCCUGCAGCUCAGUAAGAUGAUGAUAUUUCAUAUUAAUAUUACACCCUUUUUGUGCUGAAUCUUCUGCAGGAUCAAAGCAAAGGAGGAGUUCUAAGUGUUGGACUGUUCCUUUUACUAAACAGGAGAGAGGACUGAACAUUGUGUGAGCAGCCGCUGUAUAUUUGAAAUGCCUUUCGUCCCACUUUACUUGACAGUUUGUUAUAUUCUCUGAACAUAAGUGAGCUUAAAAGUUAACGAAGCACAAACACAACAAACUCAAGUCGGAAAGCAACGAGCCCAUGAGCACACCUCGUUCAUCCUGCAGAACAUCUGUUCAGUUAUUAUUCACCCGUCAGUGAGUCUAUGCUCAUCACAUUUUAUGCACCUUUGAGAAAUGCUCCAUGUGUUUUUUUUUUCAUUGAAAAAAGCGUUUUGACAUGUUCUGUGAGUGAGGCGUCACCAUGUCCGACCUGUUGCAUCACUCAAAAAUUUAAAAUAUAAUAAAUUUAAAUUUAAAUUUAAAAUAUCAGUUUCUGAAUUCGAACCUGAACUUCAUGUAGCUUAGUUUCAUAAGUGUUAGAUUUAAAGGAACUCUGUUGCUCUCCUGCAGAGCUGUGUUGUGCUUUGUUUUAGGGAUCCAGAAUUUUUUGACUGUCGUCGCCAGAGAGAUUAGACCAAAUGCCUAAAUGCCAAAAGCCUUUUAUUUCCUACACAAAAACCAACAUCAGUUUCUUUUAACCAUGAGCUCCCUGUUUCCCCAAACGUACGAAUCAUUUUGUUCCAUAUUGUAAUAAGGGACUGUUCAUUACUUUUGAGAGGGGAGGAGGUCGUGCAAAAAGGGGGAGGCAUGUGAAAUAGGAGGCAUACAAAUGUAAGUUCUUUUUAUUUUGAUUUAUUUAACCGCUGAUUUAAAAACAAACAAACUUUGAAAGAAAACAUUCCUUUAAAAAUCGCCAAAAUGACAUUUAUCAGCCAGAAACUGUAAAAACAGAAAUUAUUGUUGGAUUUUCAAAUUCAUGUGUCAUUAGACACAUCAUGUGCAACAAACACUUCUGUCAGAUGAAAAACAUAAUCAAGUCUGAUCUUAAAAUAGUGGUAUUUCAUCAAAAUCACUAAACCUAAAUAAACCUUUUGCAUGACAAGAGCAAAAAACUGAGGCUUUUUCCAACUUUUGUCUUUAAAUUUAACUUUCAAACAUCAAAGGGUAAGUUUUAGAAAUCUAACAAGUCAUUUAUGGUGCAGGGAGGGUCAUGGGUCUUCCUCCAGUCACUCAGGGAGGGUCAAGGAAAACAUUUGUAGCUUCAGGGAGGGUAAAAAAAACCCCUUCAAACAAACAAACAAACAAACAAGAACAGUCCCUAAUGAACAGUUUUGUAAUGGUCCUUUAUGCUUUCAUGUCAUUCAGAGAUCUGCGCUGUCAUAUAAAAUAAUAUUAUAAAUAUAACAUAAUUUCUAUAAAGUUUCCUUUUGUGUAAUUUGAUGUCAGUCAUGGGCAAAGAACACAAAGGCUGAAGUUUGUUAAGUUUGUAAGCUGUUGUUUAUUUGCACAGAAAUGUCCUUGAUGAAAAACUGCUCCAUUUAUAACAAUGAUCGCAACUUUAUUUCCACAGCAGCUUUCAAAACAAAGUAAAAACAUAAGAACCAAAAUGUAAAAUAUCAAACAAGAUAAAAUAAUGAAAACAAUUGCAACAAAUCAGUCAGUAAAGAAAAAGUGAGAAGAUAAAAGUGGGUUUUAAAAAGAGAUUUAAAUGGCAGGUAACCAGUGAAGGGUCAGUGUGAUGGUCUCGCCUCUUAAUAAUAAAAAGUUAUUAAAUUAAAUUCUCUUGAAUAAAGUGCUUUGUGAGUGUGGACACAUAAAACAUGGAUGAAUCUUUUCUAGAUCUACAAAUGGCCCACAGCGGCAUUUUGUCCCUGUAGCAAUGAAAACUGAUGCAUGAUUUGCCCCGUGGUAAAUAAGAGGGGGCCCAGAAUAGACCCCUGGGGGACCCCACAAAAGAUUCAUUACUCAUGAAGGCUAUUGUCUGAAAAUGUUUUUCUUAUAAACUGUAUGUUAAACUGGAUUUGCUACCAAGUGAAAUCCCAGAGGAAAAUUUUGCUGAUCACAACAAACAGUCUUUUCUUUGUCUCAUCAGAACUAAAUCAGCUUCGUAUUUGGAGAUGACUAAAUUCUGAUCCGAUUUCCCCAAGGAGAAAUAAGGAGCAAAAGAAUAAAUCAACAGGAGCUCUUGUGCUGAGCUCAGUCUUCUCAGAGGUUUCUCAACUCUGAUGACAGAUCAAAUACAGAGUUGAGACUUGAAUCUGAUCGCUGAGACAAAUUUCUGAAAUACUGCAGUGCAAUUAAGAUUUCUUUUGGAUCCACAUGAUACAUUCAUGUUAUACUGAGCUCAGUUAUGUCGAGGAGAAACAGAGAUCUUAGUUUGAAUUUUUCCUUUCCUCUGGACUGUCCUGUCUCAGUUCAGGUGAACACAGACACACCUGCAGAGCAGGAGUCGUGGCUGAGAACACAUCAAACACAUGCGUCAGGACUCGUCGCUCCAGGAUUUCAAACUGAAACAUUUCUUUUGCUAGUUGGCACGGAGCGUCCUCAGAGAGCUGCUGUGAGUUGGUGGAGCUAACGUGUUCCCGGCUGACCAGCUUAGAAGAUGAACGAAUAAUCACACAACAGAAACAAAGCAUCCAAUCACAUUGUCUUUUGACCAGUUUCUAAACAUUUGGUUUAAAUUUGCAUUAAAACACUGGGCUGAAACUUGACUCAUGAGAAUCUGGCAGUGAGCUGCAGCUCCUGGAAUGCAUUCAUUUAUACUGUGGGGCUGGAUGAGGCUCAGGUGUGUCCUGAUGAGGUAAUGAGUGACAGGUGUGCAGAGCAGGUGAGCUCAGGUGACUGAGGAGGGUGGGAAAGAUCACAUUUUAAGAUUAAUUUACCUUUCCAGUUGCACUUUUUUGUAAAAGUUAUCCUCCCACAUUAUGAUUCAACAGGUUUGUAAUUCAGACGAAGAACAUUUUUAUUUAUUCUGUGUCAUUUAUUUAAAUCAAACUUGAGGAUAUUUCAUUGGACAAAACCUCAGAAUCAGAAACCAGUGUGAUAAAAACAGCAGAGACACAUGGCUGAACGUUGUUUUUAUCCUCCUCAGAUAUAUUUUGGCCAAAGUGUGACAGGACUUUGGUCGAGUGCUGAGUCCCAGCGACGCUCUUUGUUCUGUGGCUUCACUUUUGUUUGGAGGAUCAAUGGAAUGCAAGAAAGUGACUGAAUAAAAACA
Epinephelus fuscoguttatus (brown-marbled grouper) is the source of this 6643-nucleotide messenger RNA. It is a transcript of the gene diras1a, whose product is annotated as DIRAS family, GTP-binding RAS-like 1a. NCBI's taxonomy places the organism in Eukaryota, Metazoa, Chordata, Actinopteri, Perciformes, Serranidae. The transcript is spliced from 4 exons. The coding region runs from base 267 to 866 and encodes 199 amino acids. Gene Ontology annotation, biological process: signal transduction. The record is from RefSeq and is a predicted model, not a curated record. Gene Ontology annotation, cellular component: plasma membrane. Gene Ontology annotation, molecular function: GTPase activity; GDP binding; GTP binding.